AGGUGUGCGCAGGCGCGGCCACGGGCGCAUGCGUGCUCACUCCGGCGCGCCGUGCCGGCGGGGGCGGGGAUACGCCGUGUGCGCGGCCGGGGCGGAGCGGAGGAGGAGGAGGGGGUGGUGGCCGGGCUGCGGGGUAGGAUCCCGCUGUAGGCUCGGGUAAGCUACGCGCACGCAGUGCUGAGUUCCCGCACGCUGCGGCGCCAUGGAGAUCGGCACCGAGAUCAGCCGCAAGAUCCGGAGUGCCAUUAAGGGGAAAUUGCAAGAAUUAGGAGCUUAUGUUGAUGAAGAACUUCCUGAUUACAUUAUGGUGAUGGUGGCCAACAAGAAAAGUCAGGACCAAAUGACAGAGGAUCUAUCCCUGUUUCUAGGGAACAACACAAUUCGAUUCACCGUAUGGCUUCAUGGUGUAUUAGAUAAACUUCGCUCUGUUACAACUGAACCGUCUAGUCUAAAGUCUUCUGAUACCAACAUCUUUGAUAGUAACGUGUCUUCAAACAAGAGCAGUUUCAGUCGGGGAGAUGAGAGGAGGCAUGAAGCUGCAGUGCCACCACUUGCCAUUCCUAGCACUAGACCUGAAAAAAGAGAUUCCAGAGUUGCUACAAGUUCACAGGAGUCAAAAACCACUAAUAUCAGGCAGACUUAUGAUGAUGGAGCUGCAACCCGACUAAUGUCAACAGUGAAACCUUUGAGGGAGCCAGCACCCUCUGAAGAUGUGAUUGAUAUUAAGCCAGAACCAGAUGAUCUCAUUGACGAAGACCUGAACUUUGUGCAGGAGAACCCUUUAUCUCAGAAAAAACCUACAGUGACACUUACAUAUGGUUCUUCUCGCCCUUCUAUUGAAAUUUAUCGACCACCUGCAAGUAGAAAUGCAGAUAGUGGUGUUCAUUUAAACAGGUUGCAAUUUCAACAGCAGCAAAAUAGUAUUCAUGCUGCCAAGCAGCUUGAUAUGCAGAAUAGUUGGGUAUAUGAAACAGGACGUUUGUGUGAACAAGAAGUGCUUAACAGCUUAGAAGAAACGUAUAGUCCGUUCUUUAGAAACAACUCGGAGAAAAUGAGUAUGGAGGAUGAAAACUUUCGGAAGAGAAAGUUGCCUGUGGUAAGUUCAGUUGUUAAAGUAAAAAAAUUCAAUCAUGAUGGAGAAGAGGAGGAAGAAGAUGAUGAUUAUGGGUCUCGAACAGGAAGCAUCUCCAGCAGUGUGUCUGUGCCAGCAAAGCCUGAAAGGAGACCUUCUCUUCCACCUUCUAAACAAGCUAACAAGAAUCUGAUUUUGAAGGCUAUAUCUGAAGCUCAAGAAUCUGUAACAAAAACAACUAACUAUUCCACAGUCCCACAGAAACAGACACUUCCAGUUGCUCCCAGAACUCGAACUUCUCAAGAAGAAUUGCUAGCAGAAGUGGUCCAGGGACAAAGUAGGACCCCCAGAAUAAGUCCCCCCAUUAAAGAAGAGGAAACAAAAGGAGAUGCCAUAGAAAAAAAUCAAGGAACUCAACAGAGGCAAUUAUUAUCCCGACUACAAAUUGACCCAGUAAUGGCAGAAACUCUGCAGAUCAGUCAAGCUGAGAUGAGUGAACUGAGUGUGGCACAGAAACCAGAAAAACUUUUGGAGCGCUGCAAGUACUGGCCUGCUUGUAAAAACGGGGAUGAGUGUGCCUACCACCACCCCAUCUCACCCUGCAAAGCCUUCCCCAAUUGUAAAUUUGCUGAAAAAUGUUUGUUUGUUCACCCAAAUUGUAAAUAUGAUGCAAAGUGUACGAAACCAGAUUGUCCUUUCACUCAUGUGAGUAGAAGAAUUCCAGUACUGUCUCCAAAACCAGCAGUGGCAACGCCAGCACCACCUUCCAGUAGUCAGCUCUGCCGCUACUUCCCAGCUUGUAAGAAGAUGGAAUGUCCCUUCUAUCAUCCAAAACACUGUAGGUUUAACACUCAGUGUACGAGACCGGACUGCACAUUCUACCAUCCUACCAUUAAUGUACCACCACGACAUGCCUUGAAAUGGAUUCGACCUCAAACCAGCGAAUAACACUCAGUCCUACCUGGCAGAAGAUCAUGCAGUUUGGAAGUUUCCAUCUACUGAUGAAUACUCUACAAAACUUGUCAAAUCUUUGAAACUUGGAAUAUAUUGCUUUCAUAAUAUGAAGUUUAUUGCCUAUCUGAAUUGUCUAAUUUUUCAAGUUUGUAAGUUUAUUAAGUGGUUUUAACAUUGGGUGUUUUUGUUUUGUUUUUACUAUACAAAGACAGCUUAAAGAAGAGCUACAUUCUGUUAAAAUAUUUGGGGCAUGUUUGUGCACUGCUGUUGUGAGGAUCAGCAUAUGAAAUUGACGUCAUGGUUAGUGAUGGUGCUGCAGCUUAGGGGGCUCCACGGUUGCUGUGUGAGUGGAGAGAGGCAGUGAGGCAGGUGCCAUUAUUCUGAAAACUGAACUGCUUUCACUUUUCCCAAAGAUUAUAUAACGUUCAUAAUCCACCAUGAAAACAGGAUUGGCCAAAGGUACGGAGGCUGCUGAAAAUACUCAAUUCUGCUUUUUAAUUUUUAAGUGAAUUCAGUUUGAAAAGCAUGAUAAUACAGGCCUCUCAGGCUCAGUGCUACUUUGGUAAAGUUCCCAGUUUCCUUGCCUUUUGUGAUAGGAUGAACGAGGUGGGUAUGGACAGUGAAGACAGCUGGAAUGGCAAGUGCAGAAAACAGGAACAGUUCUACACAUUUACUAAUGGCAUAAUACCUUCUAAAUAAAUUUUUUGGGAAACUACAUUAUCACAAAAUUAUACAAAUUUUUUUACAAGUAUUUACAUAAGGUAUCUGAAAACAGACUUUAAAGUCACAAGAUUAUAAAUGUACAUAUAUAUUCUCACAUUCUGAAAAAUAACAUUCUCAGAAAUAGCUCCACAGAAAAUAUACAUAGUUACUACUGAAGAUAAUUUUUGAAAUGUAAAAAUUAGAUUGAAAUAGUAUAUUUUAAAUGACAAAACUAUAAUUACAGAGAUCAGAUAGGUAAACUGUAAGAUAGGAUGAAACUUUUGGCCUACUGUAUUACAGAGAGAGAGAGAGAGAGAGAGAGAGAGAGUGUGUGUGUGUGUGGUUUUUAAAACUGUUAAGGCAAGAAGUGUCAAAUGCUUUAGAGUUAAACAAACAGAUCACUGAUUUCAAAGACUUGAUGUAUAGUAGUGUUAAAAAUUAAAGCUUAAAAGGUGGUUAGAAAAGUAGAUUAAUGCAAAAGGGAUAAUAAAGACUGCAACAUUCUCAGGACCAAAUUAAACUGCUAAAAAGUUCAUUGACUUGCUUAGUCAUAUACCCAAAUGAUGAUAAACCUGCAUGUGCAAAGGCUCAUGUUUUAAGAUUGUCAAGCCAGCAGUCUACUGUUGUGCUGCCAUUGCUUUUCCAUUGGGAGAAGAAAGAAUUAACCAGUCAUUAAACCAUUUGGUAAGUUGCACUUUGCUGUGCUGAUCCCACAGGAAAGGCUUGAAACAUGAGAAGCAGCAAAGACAGAGCACACACGAGCAUAAGGCUAUUGUCUUCAGCUUGGGUGAAAUGACAGUUCCUCUUCAUUCUAAAAGCUUACUCCAUUGAAUUUAAGGCAUUUGUUCAUUCCAGCAUUACUUGAGAUGCUUUGCAUCUCUGCAGAAGAAAUUUAUUUUAAAUUGUUUAAAUUUCUGGAAAUAUCCUUUUAGCUAUCAUUUAUAAAUGGUAAAUAGUUUCGUUCUCAGUUUCACUAUAAAGAGCAAAUGGGAAACAAGGGCUUAAUUUAGUUCAGCCAUUUUGCAAGGAAAUAAAGUACUAAAAUCUGA
Messenger RNA from Sapajus apella (tufted capuchin), 3777 nucleotides. It is a transcript of the gene ZC3H14, whose product is annotated as zinc finger CCCH-type containing 14. Gene Ontology annotation, molecular function: metal ion binding; poly(A) binding. Gene Ontology annotation, biological process: regulation of mRNA stability. The transcript has 15 exons. The coding region runs from base 203 to 2020 and encodes 605 amino acids. Lineage: Eukaryota; Metazoa; Chordata; Mammalia; Primates; Cebidae. The record is from RefSeq and is a predicted model, not a curated record. Gene Ontology annotation, cellular component: cytoplasm; nucleus.